This is a messenger RNA of Oncorhynchus nerka (sockeye salmon), 5303 nucleotides long. RefSeq lists its product as uncharacterized. Bases 2785 to 4731 code for a protein of 648 amino acids. The record is from RefSeq and is a predicted model, not a curated record. NCBI's taxonomy places the organism in Eukaryota, Metazoa, Chordata, Actinopteri, Salmoniformes, Salmonidae. The transcript is spliced from 4 exons.
CUUGCCUACGGAGCUGUGAGGGGAACGGCACCUCAGUACCUCCAGGCUCUGAUCAGGCCCUACACCCAAACAAGUGCACUGCAUUCAUCCACCUCUGGCCUGCUCGCCUCCCUACCACUGAGGAAGUACAGUUCCCGCGCAGCCCAGUCAAAACUGUUCGCUGCUCUGGCCCCCCAAUGGUGGAACAAACUCCCUCACGACGCCAGGACAGCGGAGUCAAUCACCACCUUCCGGAGACACCUGAAACCCCACCUCUUUCAGGAAUACCUAGGAUAGGAUAAAGUAAUCCUUCUCACCCCCCCCCCCUCCCUUAAAAGAUUUAGAUGCACUAUUGUAAAGUGGCUGUUCCACUGGAUGUCUUAAGGUGAACGCACCAAUUUGUAAGUCGCUCUGGAUAAGAGCGUCUGCUAAAUGACUUAAAUGUAAAUGUAUUGGAACAGUUUAACUGCAUCACUGACUUGCAAUGACAAAGAUUGAUAGUAAACAUGUUAAUGAAAGGUAUUAUCUUCUGCCUAUCUGUGUUACUCCCAUAGAUUUCUGACUGGUACACAAUCCAUGCCCAACUCAGGCUGCAGGUCGUCAAUGCUCAACUGGAAGUCUAUGACUAUAAAUACAAGUUAAUUUGUUUAUAGUAAAUGUGUAUGUGUGUGGAUCCACUGUGUCCUGAAAGUCCACCAUGAAGUAUUGCGCAAACAAGGGCAUGAAUUUAGGUUACAAGUCAAUUGCAUUAUUUUUCUUGCUCAUGUAAAUCUUUGAAUGGUCACACGUGUACGGACAAGAAUGAAAUUCACACAAACACACUGAGGCACCUGCAGAGUGUUCAGCAUGAGUUAAUCUAUAGGAAAGGAGAUCUGCACAUCCAACUGGAUGGAAACCUAGAGGAAAUGGAACUCCUCAAGAACAACCAAGAUGAGGUGGGGGGUCCUUAUACUGUUUCAAUGACAUUUUAUAUAUUGUAUGGUUCCAUAGGUCUAGUACCAUUACAGCACAUACUGUUUGCAUUGCUUUUCUAUUGUCAAUGUUGUUUGAGAGUUUUUGGAAACAACAAUGACGUCCACGUUUGUAAUUCCUGUGUCUGUAUAGGAAGUGCAGGAAGUGAUGGCCCAGAUGUCUGGGUUGGAUGGACUGUGCUCACUCAGUGGACCUGAAUGAUAAACUGAGUCGCCUAAGGGAGCAGUGUGCGGCGAUGGUCCUGAAGAACAAAACAGAGGCUGAGAGAUGGUUUCAGAGCAAGGUGGACAGCAUGAAGACCCAAGUGACCAUCUGUUCCAAUGGGUCCGAGGUCAGGUAGACAGAGAUAGAUGACCUAAUGAGAAUUGUCCAGAACCUAACUCUGGAGUUGCAGCUACUGGAGACCCAGAAUCUGUCAAUGGAGAGGGACGAGAUGGAAGUGAACGAGAAAUACAGUGUUCACCUCAAUCGGCUUCAGCAGCACUUAGACAGCCUGGAGGAGGAGGAGCUGCUGCAGCUAUGUACAGCCACAGAGCAGCAGGAGGUCCCAGUACCAGAUGCUACUGGACAUCAAUAUCAGGCUGGAGCGGGUGAUUGCUGAGUACAGGAGGCUGCUGGAUGGAAGGGGAGCCAGCAGGAAAUCAAGCGCCAACGCCAUGGCUAGUGUCACGUCUCACUGUGCAAUGAGCAAUGGAACUACCUUCCAACACAUCUUCAUGCCAAUUCAGAGUUCCUCCAUUAGCGUACCAAGAGCAAGUGUGCCAAGUAUUAGUGAGACCUCAAGAGAGACCUCAAGCAGUUUGGAAAAUGGAGGACAAGUGGUAGGUGCAGCCAUUGGGGGCACAGGUUACCCGUGUGCAGAAAGUAUCUCUGUACAACGCCUUUGAUAAAAGAGAAGAGUACAGUGUACACAAACUACUAAUCAGGUUAGCACUGUGAAAGAAGACCAAAGCAAGAGUUUAAAAAGUGGGCACCAAGUUGAAUAUUCAGAGAGUUGCGCCAACACCAGCUCUGCACAACAUGGAGCUAGCGCUAACACCAGCUCUGCACAACAUGGAGCUAGCGCUAACACCAGCUCUGCACAACAUGGAGCUAGCGCUAACACCAGCUCUGCACAACAUGGAGCUCACGCUGUGAGCAGCGUUGAGGGUAAAACCACCACUGUCAGUAGAGUCAGACCACUUGAUAAAAUCAGUGUGAUUAUUUCAACAGCUCAGAUUAGCGAAGAUGCAUCUCAGAUGAAAGACACAGAAGUUGUUCAGAUCACUAGUAGCGAUGUUGAUGUUACCAAUGUUAACUGUGGAGGACCGACUGUUAGCAAGGUGAAUUAAGAAGAGAUAAGCAUUGCCAAUGACACAGUACAAGUAGCAGUGAGGAGGCCGAGGUGGUAGUUACUAAUAGCAUAGUAAGCUAGGCUAAGGAAACUGUGAUCCAGGUGAAGAAAGUGGAAGGUCCAGUUCCAAUCAGCAGUGCAGAACAUGGGGGUCUGAUCACCAAUGAUCACUUGCAGCGCUGCAAGUGACAAUACGAUCAGCAGUGCCACAGGUGUAGCGGUAAAAGUGCCAGCUAGCACAGUGGAGAGUGCAGCGGAGAUCACCAGUGAUGUCAGAAGUGGAAGCAUGAUAAAUACUGGAGGUAUGACUAGUGUAGGCAGUGGUGGUUUGAUCAGCAGGACAGGAAGUGGGCACAUGAUAACUAGUGCAGGAAGUGGACGCAUGAUAACUAGUGCAGGAAGUGGACAUACGAUAACUAGUGCAGGAAGUGGACACAUGAUAACUAGUGCAGGAAGUGGAGGUAGACCAAGUAGCACAGGAAGUGGAGAAUGGAUGGUUUAUGGUAGAAGUACAGGAAGACUCAGUGGUCCAGGUAGCGGAAGCAGACUCAGUGGUCCAGGUAGUGGAGUCAGACUCAGUGGUCCAGGUAGUGGAGUCAGACUCAGUGGUCCAGGUAGUGGAGUCAGACUCAGUGGUCCAGGUAGUGGAGUCAGACUCAGUGGUCCAGGUAGUGGAGUCAGACUCAGUGGUCCAGGUAGUGGAGUCAGACUCAGUGGUCCAGGUAGUGGAAGCAGACUCAGUGGUCCAGGUAGUGGAGUCAGACUCAGUGGUCCAGGUAGUGGAGUCAGACUCAGUGGUCCAGGUAGUGGAGUCAGACUCAGUGGUCCAGGUAGUGGAGUCAGACUCAGUGGUCCAGGUAGUGGAGACAGACUCAGUGGUCCAGGUAGUGGAGUCAGACUCAGUGGUCCAGGUAGUGGAGUCAGACUCAGUGGUCCAGGUAGUGGAGGCAGACUCAGUGGUCCAGAUAGUGGAGGCAGACUCAGUGGUCCAGAUAGUGGAGGCAGACUCAGUGGUCCAGAUAGUGAAGGCAGACUCAGUGGUCCAGAUAGUGAAGGCAGACUCAGUGGUCCAGAUAGUGGAGGCAGACUCAGUGGUCCAGAUAGUGGAGCCAGACUCAGUGGUCCAGGUAGUGGAGUCAGACUCAGUGGUCCAGAUAGUGGAGGCAGACUCAGUGGUCCAGGUAGUGGAGUCAGACUCAGUGGUCCAGAUAGUGGAGGCAGACUCAGUGGUCCAGAUAGUGGAGGCAGACUCAGUGGUCCAGGUAAUGGAGGCAGACUCAGUGGUCCAGGUAACGGAGACAGACUCAGUGGUCCAGGUAGCGGAGACAGACUCAGUGGUCCAGGUAGCGGAGACAGACUCAGUGGUCCGGGUAGCGGAGACAGACUCAGUGGUCCAGGUAAUGGAGACAGACUCAGUGGUCCAGGUAGCGGAGACAGACUCAGUGGUCCAGGUAGCGGAGACAGACUCAGUGGUCCAGGUAGCGGAGACAGACUCAGUGGUCCAGGUAGCGGAGACAGACUCAGUGGUCCAGGUAGCGGAGACAGACUCAGUGGUCCAGGUAGCGGAGACAGACUCAGUGGUCCAGGUAGCGGAGACAGACUCAGUGGUCCAGGUAGCGGAGACAGACUCAGUGGUCCAGGUAGCGGAGACAGACUCAGUGGUCCAGGUAGCGGAGACAGACUCAGUGGUCCAGGUAGCGGAGACAGACUCAGUGGUCCAGGUAGCGGAGACAGACUCAGUGGUCCAGGUAGCGGAGACAGACUCAGUGGUCCAGGUAGCGGAGACAGACUCAGUGGUCCAGGUUGUGGUGACAGACUCAGUGGUCCAGAUAAGUGGUAACAGCGGUGGAGAUCAAAUUAAAUGUAAUAGUAUCGGCAAUGGAGUCUGGACCCAUGUCAAUUCUGAAAGUGUCUCUCAGUUUAACAGAAAAGCGAGCAAUGAGAGGACUGGUAGACUUAGCAGUGCAGGAAGUGGAGAAUGGAAGGUUUAUAGUGGAAAUAAUGGACAGAUCAGUAAGGCAGGAAGUGGGGGAAGAAUCAGCAGUGCUGGAAGUGGACACUUUAUCAGUAGUGCUGGAAAUGGAGGUCAACUAAGUAGUAGAAGCACAGGAAGUGGCGGUAGACUAAGUAGUGCGGGUAGUGGACAUAUGAUCUGCAGUGCUGCAGGAAGUAGAGGUAGACUGAGUAGCAGUAGCACAGGAAGUGGAGGUAGUGGACAUAUGAUCAGUAGUGCAGGUACUAGUGGACAGAGAAUUAGUAGUACAGAGGGUGGUGUCAGGGUCAGCAGUGGGGGUAGUCGAGUGAUUACCAGCAGUGGGGGUCCAGCCAGCAGCCCCAGCAGAGUGACCAUCAGGAACACAGGAAGAGGAGGAAGUGGAGGCAGAGAGCAGAUCAGCGUCUGUAAAAUGGCCGCCCUCUCCAUAUCAGCUGCCGUGAAAGAAAAAUAAAAGGCCCGGGAGGUCUGUCGGGAAUCCUACACAAAACAGGUGUCAGGUGAGAACUGCAUUCCAUCAUACGAUCAUUAAUACCUUUAAAUGACCAGUAUCACAAUGCACCGUCAUGCUAGAAAACAUGUUUUCACUGGAUCUCAGCCUUUCAUCAUUGCUGUGAGUAAGAAAUGCACAGAGGUUUCUGUUUGAACAGUAAUCUAUAAACUUCUGAAAUAUACUCUGAAAUCGUUAUAGGGAUGCAAUUUUAUCUUAUUGGAUUCAGUUUCCUUGUAAAGCGCUUACACUUACAUUUAUCCAGAAGAUGGCAGUAUAUGCAUUUAGGUGAUCAGUUGGGGAGCGAGUCAGCUAGUCUUUUCAUUUGACACAUUUACACAAGUUACUAUAACUUUUAGAUUAUAUUUUAGUAGUUUGAAAUCAAUGUAUCAAAGCUUAGAUAAAGCUUCUGAUGACUUAUUACCUGAUAUUGUUUUUAAUUAUGAAAUCUUUUUGCUUCAAUUACUUCACACUUGUUCUGAAAUAUUAUUCUCAUCUUAUUUAAUUUUAUUGUGCUACAUUUCAAAUGUGUAUUA